Pogona vitticeps (central bearded dragon) is the source of this 4252-nucleotide messenger RNA. The record is from RefSeq and is a predicted model, not a curated record. NCBI's taxonomy places the organism in Eukaryota, Metazoa, Chordata, Lepidosauria, Squamata, Agamidae.
GAGAAUAUUAAAAAGUGAACCUCCUUAUCCCCAGGAAAUGUCUACUUUAGCAAAAAAUAUAAUUCAGUGUCUUCUAAAGAAAGAUCCAAAGAAAAGACUGGGUUGUGGCCCAGGUGGUGCUGAUGAAAUCAAGCAACAUCCUUUCUUCCAGAAUAUAAUUUGGAAUGACUUGGCUGCCAAAAAAGUGCCAGCUCCAUUUAAACCAGUAAUCCGUGAUGAAUUGGAUGUUAGCAACUUUGCAGAGGAGUUUACAGAGAUGGACCCAACAUAUUCUCCAGCAACUACUCCACAGGCUGCAGACAAGCUUUUCCAGGGAUAUUCUUUUGUUGCUCCUUCUAUCUUAUUCAAACGCAACGCAGCCACUGUGGAUCCUGUUCAGCUUUUGACAGAUGUUGACCGACCUGGUGUUACAAGUAUUGCUAGAAGUGCUAUGAUGAAGGAUUCUGCAUUUUAUCUUCACUAUGAGUUGGAUCUGAAGGAGAAACCACUGGGAGAAGGAAGUUUUUCCAUCUGUCGAAAAUGCACACAUAAAAAAAGUAGCCAAGAAUAUGCAGUAAAAAUAAUUAGUAAAAGGCUGGAAGCCAAUACUCAGAGGGAAAUAACAGCUUUAAAACUCUGUGAAGGACAUCCCAAUGUUGUGAAGCUGCAUGAAGUUCAUCAUGAUCAGCUCCAUACAUUUCUAGUAAUGGAACUACUGAAAGGGGGAGAAUUACUUGAACGCAUCCAGAAAAAGAAAUACUUCAGUGAAACCGAAGCUAGUUCUAUCAUGCGCAGACUUGUUUCAGCGGUGAGCCAUAUGCAUGAUGUUGGCGUAGUCCACAGAGACUUAAAACCAGAGAACUUACUAUUCACAGAUGAAAGUGAUAAUUCAGAAAUAAAAAUAAUAGAUUUUGGAUUUGCUCGGUUAAAACCACCUGAUGAUCAGCCUCUUAAGACUCCAUGUUUUACUCUUCAUUAUGCUGCUCCAGAGCUCUUAAAUCAUAAUGGUUAUGAUGAAUCCUGUGAUCUGUGGAGUUUGGGAGUCAUUUUGUAUACAAUGCUCUCAGGACAAGUACCGUUCCAGUCUCAAGAUAAGAAUAGAACAUGCACAAAUGCACUGGAAAUUAUGAAGAAUAUAAAGAGAGGGGAGUUUUCUUUUGAAGGAGAUGCUUGGAAGAAUGUUUCUCAGGAAGCCAAAGAUUUGAUUCAAGGACUUCUUACAGUGGAUCCAAAUAAGAGAAUAAAGAUGAACAGUUUGAGAUACAACGAAUGGCUUCAAGAUGGUAGCCAACUGUCAUCCAAUCCAUUAAUGACUCCAGACAAUUUAGGAUCUUCAGGAGCUGCUGUACAUAAUUAUGUGAAAGCAACAUUUAACGCCUUUAACAAGUACAAAAGAGAAGGAUUUUGCCUGCAGAAUGUUGACAAGGCACCUCUUGCAAAAAGAAGGAAGAUGAAAAAGACAAGCACAAGCACAGAAACUCGCAGCAGUUCCAGUGAAAGUUCUCAUUCUUCCUCCUCUCAUUCUCAUGGUAAAAGUACCCCGACAAAGACCCAGCAGCCUGCAAAUCCCAUGGACAGCAGUAAUCCUGAGAGCAUCUUCCAGUUCUCUGACUGAGAAAUCAGAGAGAUUUACUCUGCUUAUGCAUACUUGACUGCCUGUAAACUUACUAAGGUGUGUGUUCCUUUGAACACGAACAUGUAUCACUUUUUAAAAAUAACUCCAACAUCAUUCCUACAAUAGUAGGUGUUAAAUAUUUCUGUGCCCAUAGUCAGAAUCAAAGUUCAAAGGAGGGUGUUUUAGAAGAGUUUUUGUACAUUGCUGGUAAGCUAUCCCAAAAACUUACUUUAAACUCUUGCAUAAAUGCUGUAUUCCAGUGGAAGACUCUGCAUGUGGAAAUUGGAAUUUGUCAUAGCUAACUUCUUUUAUCCUUUCCUACCUAGAGAUUGGAUAUUGUUGUGGCUAUUUUGAUUUCAAAAGCAGCAUCUCUAAGCAAUAAUGCUGUUUUACAUCCCACAAGAGUCCCCAAGGUUGUUCAGCCAGUAAGUUCUCCUUCCUGCACUUCUUGUCCCAUUGAUUCUUUACCCUGAAUGGUGAGCUGCAUAAGCUUUCAGAACGUCGUUAUUUACCAGCAACUAGAGCCCUGUGUGCAUGCCUUUAAUUACACUUUUCUUUGGAAUUUUCUAUACAUUAGAAAGAUUACCAGGGUUGAAACAUAUUGGAAAGGAAGAAAAAUAUCUGCUUCCACAGAUGCAGAAGCUUUUUUUCUUGAGCAGGAAGCUUGUAUAAGGAAUAACAAAGUCACAUCCAAAUAUCUAGACAUUCAGUGUGUAGAAUGGAUGCACAAGCACUUGCAUAAGAUAUAUGCAACAAUUCACCUAGUGCAAGGGCUUGGUAACUGAUAUGAAGAACAGUAUAAUUUCUUCUAGUCUAGCUUUUGGAUAUAUUCUUUUUUCUUGUUUGAAAGAAUAUUGGGGAUUUUGAAUAGCUUCAAAAAUUGAUUUGCUUGCUAUUUCUCAAGCAGUCACUAUUUGAAACACAUGUAAAAGUUUUUUUUUAAAAAACCCACAAAUGUUUAUAUUUAUUUUCUAUGUUCAUGACUAGUUUUUAGAUUUAAAAAAUAGUUUCUCUUAAGUGAGAAUUUGGUAUUAUUGUUAUUAUAUUGGUCUAAAAAUAAGUGUUGUGAUAUGUAAUUGAUUUGACGAUUUGCUUUCUAGUUGUAGCAUAAUAUUUGGAAGAUUCUAUUCCACAAAAAGCAUCUGCAUGGUUUAGUACACUUGUAAUUGCAUUUCAUAAGUAUUGGGACAAUGCAAUGAGUGCUUUUAGGAGAUGCUUUGCAGCCUGCUUUAGCAAUUUCAGUAAGAAUUAACGAGCUUUUAUUGCAUAUUCAACUGUGCAAUACCAAGAUUUUGUUUUCUUGUCUUUAUUUCCAUAUCUAUAUGCAAUACUUCUCAGAUUUUGCCCCUUUUCAUGUCGGGGUAUGUUCUGACUGAACCACAUGCACUGGGAGAACUAAAGGGAUAUUUUAUCAAACACUGUGCUUCACAUCUAUACACUGUGUUUUAUUACAACAAGGUAUUUCUUCCUGCAGUCAUGAAGUAUUUGGAAUCAUAAAUGUGAUUCUUAACAGUGCACUUAAAUGGUAAUAUAGUAAAUUGUGAAGCAUAAUUUAUCUGCUCUGGUCUUGCAAAAAAAGGUUGAGUGGUCCUAUUGUGAAUUCAGUAGGGCAAUAUGUAUAAAGUUAAGUUCGUACAUAGAUGUUUGCAUGCUUAGAGUUCACCUCAAAGAUUUUCAAAAGAAUUUGCUGCAUUGUAAACAAAACCUAAAUCCUAUGCAAAUAUAUGUGUGUAUGUGUGUGUUUGUGUGUGUGUGCAUAUAGGAAUUGUUUUUCUAUUAAUGGCUUGUUUACAUAAUUGCAUCUUUUAUCAGUGUUUUAGAAAACAUAAUGUGGAGCUGUCUAUGGAAACUAAAGGAACAAAUUCCUGAAAAAAGCAUGUGUUUACGUCUAGCUGUAGUAUCACUGAGAGCAUUUUCAGCAGAAGUGUGGUAAAAAGUGAUCCAAACAAUAGUUUGUGUGUGGCUUACUGAGUCCUUGUUAACAUUUAUGUCACCCAGUUUAACUUCAGGGGGAAAUGUAAUUCUAGCCCUUAUUGUUAGGUAGGAUUGAACAUUUAGUAACAGGAGCUCAGAGGCUUAUUAUCAGACACCAGAUAUGCAAUGUGAUUUUAUGCAUGUUUAUUCAGAGGUAAGAUCUUUUGAGUUCAACAAAAUUCACUAGGUAGUAAACUAGAGUGCAUAGGAUCUGAAGCUCACUUGUUUUCACCUCUCAAGUUACUAAAGUAACUUCAUGAUUUGAAUUUUUAACUUGAGCUUUUUGACAUUUGGGAUUGUUAAUUCAAGAUAACAUAUAGCACAAAAGUCACACAUUGUGUCCACCACACGUGCCUUGGCUUCCACACUGUGUUUAAUUUACAUUUGUAGUCCAUGUAACUGUGAACGGGAAAGACAGUUGCUUUGUUUUUCUUUAAGGCAAUUCAGUUGAAAAUUCUUCUGACCCAUUUUUGGUUUGAUCCUGUUUGAACCUGAACACCUUUGAAUCUGAGACUUGAGAGUAAAUCCCUUUGAACUCAGUGGGAUUUAUUUCUCAGUAAAUAUGCAUAGGAUUGUGCUGCUAACUGAAUGCUUUGUCAUGAGUUGCAGCGCAAGUUCUAAGCCAGUGGAGGCAAACCUUUUUCGGCUCGAGUGCCCGAAAUGAGGGGGUGGGCAAGAAACCAG